CUGCGUCAUUCACACUAACAUUAUCUAAUCCAUUCCCUCCUCUUUCUCUCUUCCUCCUGAAGCUCUUCCCCAAAUUCAAGGGUUUUAUCCUGUAAAAAGAACUCAAAACCCAUCUCUAGUGAAGAGCUUGAUUUCUUGUUACAAACCAAAUGGCGCUUUCAAUCUCUUCUCUUACUUCAUCUUUCUCUUCUCUCUCAUUCUCAUCUCAAAUUUCCCCUAAAUCUCAAACCUUAACAUUAUCUUCACCCACAAAAUCAAAAUCAUUUUCUUCUCAAAUUCGUCACAAGACCACACCAUCACUCGUAGUUGUUGCAUCUUCUGCGACUGUAGCUACUCCACUCGAAGUUGAGCGUAAAAGCAUUGAGAAAUUAGUCAAAUCUAGACUUCCAGGUGGUUUUGCUGCUCAAACUAUAAUUGGAACUGGGCGUAGGAAGUGUGCAAUUGCUAGAGUAGUUCUUCAAGAAGGAACUGGAAAGUUUAUUAUCAAUUACCGUGAUGCUAAGGAAUACCUCCAAGGAAAUCCUUUGUGGCUACAGUACAUCAAAGUCCCACUAGUUACGUUAGGUUAUGAAACGAGCUACGAUGUAUUCAUUAAAGCUCAUGGAGGUGGUCUGUCUGGUCAAGCUCAGGCUAUUUCACUUGGCAUUGCUCGAGCUUUGCUCAAGGUGAGUGAGAACUACAGGACUGCUUUGAGAAAGGAAGGCCUUCUGACCAGAGAUUCAAGAAUUGUGGAGAGGAAGAAAGUUGGUCUUAAGAAGGCUCGCAAAGCCCCUCAAUUCUCAAAGCGUUAAUGCUUCAAGCUUGUUUUCUGUCUGUUUUUGGUCUUUUUGUUAAAUAUCUUCUGUGGUAGUUCUAACAUUGAGUUUUCUAGGGAAGUGAUGAUUCCUAAUUCCUUUCCAGUCCUUGUCAAAUAGUUGUAAAACGCUUUAAUGCUGUUCAAAUGUGCUUAAUUACACUUCGUAUGAA
Messenger RNA from Papaver somniferum (opium poppy), 966 nucleotides. Its product is annotated as 30S ribosomal protein S9, chloroplastic-like. The transcript is spliced from 2 exons. NCBI's taxonomy places the organism in Eukaryota, Viridiplantae, Streptophyta, Magnoliopsida, Ranunculales, Papaveraceae. Gene Ontology annotation, cellular component: ribosome; mitochondrial small ribosomal subunit; plastid small ribosomal subunit. The record is from RefSeq and is a predicted model, not a curated record. Gene Ontology annotation, molecular function: RNA binding; structural constituent of ribosome. The coding region runs from base 150 to 791 and encodes 213 amino acids. Gene Ontology annotation, biological process: translation.